AGAAAUACUUUUAAUAAAAAUAAUAUUGUACAUAUUAUUAUAUGUUAAUUCCUUUUUGAAUAUUAAGUAUAGCUUCUAUGAACAAAUUGAUAAGUAUCUAAAAUAUGAAAAAGACUGUUGCCAUGACCAGAAUUGUAAAAUAAAUAAUGAAAAAUGUGAAUCAAUUGAUUUAAAGGACUAUGAUAAUGAAGAAGAACUUCAUAAUAUUUGUUCAAGAUUUUAUUGUUUAAUUGAAAAAAUUAUAAAACCAACCUCUACAUCAAAUAACACUACUGAAUACGUCGAAUUUGAAUACUUAAACUAUUGGUUAAAUCAUGAAUUACGUAAUAUAAAUGCCAACAUUGAUAAUCCAAAACACCUUCUUAAUCUUAUGAGGUCCCAGAAUUCUCAAAAUGAAUCCUUGAGGAAAUUAAAGGAAAAAUGGGAUAAAAUACAUAAAGAUAAGAUGGAAUAUAUGUAUGAAUUAUUCGACUUAUACAGAAAUUGUAUUUUCUUUAUAAAUACAACGACUACUCAUGCUGUAAACGAUUAUCCCUUUAAGCAUGGCACCAAUCAAUGUGUUGAUAAAUAUAAAAAACUUGAAAAUAAAUGUUUUAAUGAAAAAAGGACAUAUCAUUGUAAAUCAUUUUGUUCUUUCAAAAAAAAGUAUGAAGGUAUUAUUUUAAAAAUUCCAAAUGAAAAGGUUUCUUCAUUGGAAAAUAUUGAACAAAUUCAAAAAAAAGUAGUUAAUUUCGAUAUACCUACAAAUAUAAUUAUAGGAAUAUCAAUAGCUAAACUUGGAUUUACAUCACUUGGAUCCCGAUUUCCUUCUCAAAAUAAAAUUAAAAAAAAUAUUAGGAAUAAUUAUAAUAGACAUUCAAACAAUUUUUUAGAUGCAUCUGAAUAUGAACUCAUGCCUGAAGAAACCAUCGCAUAUAAUAUAUCGUAUAAUUCUGCUUA
Messenger RNA from Plasmodium cynomolgi strain B, 939 nucleotides. RefSeq lists its product as hypothetical. The annotation marks the transcript as partial. The transcript has 2 exons. The record is from RefSeq and is a predicted model, not a curated record. NCBI's taxonomy places the organism in Eukaryota, Apicomplexa, Aconoidasida, Haemosporida, Plasmodiidae.